ACAGAUAGUACGGAAGUUUAACACAACAUAUUUGCUAUAAGUAGGGACCUUCUUGAAAUUGACGUAAAUAACUCCUCCACUCUCUGCUCAAGUGUUAAUUCCUAGGAAUUAAAAAGUAUAAAUAGCAGAAAAAUCUCCCAGAAAAACAUGUGAACACAUAGGUAAAUAUUUAUGUGAUAAGGACCUACAGUACUAUAAAUAAUUACUCCUCAAAGAAGUUUGCAUUACCUCAAAAUUCAUAACUUAAGAGACAUAAUUUCUAACCAUGGAACUGGUAUACUUAUACGGAGUAUUGACAUUCUUAUUUACAUUGCGGCAUUAUGCAAAUGCAUGCUCAUGCUUUCCAACCCAUACUCAGAACCAUUACUGUAGAGCUGAUUUUGUAAUUGUUGCCACAGUGAAAAAUGUAGAAGAAAUAUACAAUAACCAAUUCAAACAGACCAAUAAAAUUCCAGAAGGACCAGUGUAUCCAUUUCCAAUCAGGAGAAAGUUCAAGGCUAGAGUUCAUAGGUCAUUUAAGAAGAAUGGAAAUGAUACAUCAAGAGAGAUUAUAAUAAACACUCCAGGUUCUGAUGCUGCUUGUGGUGUACAGUUAGACCUCAAUAAGAAGUAUAUUAUUGGUGGUUAUAAAGUUGAAGGUGACUACUGGAUUAAUCUAUGUGGCUGGGUGCAGGAAUAUAAAACACUUAACAGGCAGCAAAUAAAAGGACUUAAAUUUUUCUAUGGAAAAAAUUGUCAGUGUAAGGUAUCUUGGUGUAAUGGUAACUUCUGUAAUUCAGGAUAUGGAAAUUCAAACAAAAACACUUGUAAAUGGGAACCACGGUGGAGUAAUGAUUGUUAUAUAAGAUAUGGAGUCUGUAGUGAAAACAGAUCUGAUGGCUCAUGUUCAUGGCGGAAAAACAGAAAAUUCAAAACAUGCCUUCAGACAAAUGAUGAAGUAUUUCCAUGGAAACAAAGGAAACCAUCAAACGCAGAAGUUUUCCCUCCACCAUCUGUACAUGAACAUGAACACAGUCCUGGUUAUGUGCCUUAAUGUAUCUCUAAGUAAAUGUGUUAUAAACCAAGAGAAAACAAAUAUCAACAGUUUUGUAUCUUUAAUAGGGCAUACUAUCAGGCAGAUGAUAUUGUUUUAUAAAAUAAUGUGAUGAAUAUGGACAGCUAAACAGAUUUCCAUUUAAUAUGACAACAAUGUUUAACUGUGUUACUUCUUAGUGACAUUUCUGCAUGACUGUAGAAAUCUCACUGAUCAAUUACUUUUUCAUAUUGAAGAAAAGUAGACUAAAGACUUAGUAUACACUUUAUAAUAAGAAUUUUUCAUGUGUGUAUAUUUUUGCUAUGUCAGAAGUUGGCACUUGAGUCCAUUAUUUUCCUCUGCAGGUAUUAAUCUGCAAUAUAUAUUGUUAUGUGAAUCUUAAAUAAUAGUCAAACAGAAUAAGCAAUACAGCAAACAUUUAAACUUCUAAUUUUAUGUGAAAACCGAAGAAUAAAAAAGCAUUUACAUUCUUAAAUAUAUUAUAACAGAACCACCUAUAGCUAAGUAAAAUUAAUGAACUUUUGUGAGCCAGCUGACAUACCCAAGCCCCAAAGAAAGGGGCUUAUAAUAACCCCGUUCACUUUCAGGUCUGAUGCCUUUCUUUUAUGAUUUUAGACUGAAAUAUUGUCUAACAAAAAUCUGUUUUCAUAUCUAUGACCGUAGACCUAGAAAUUUCAAAAUUAAAAGGGUCUUGAUUUCAUUAUAUGUCACAAAUUUCGGUCUAUAAUUAAUUAUUUUGACCUUGAACUUAGGUGUAGUGAAUUCAAAGUCAAAAGGAAUCUUCCUCUCAUUAUAUAUGUGACCAUAUAACCACGUAAAGUUGCAAUUAACAUCCAAAAUCAUUGAUUGACAGACUGACAGACAGACUUAUAUUGUAGUGAUGGGUAUAAUAAAGAGUAGAAGGAAGGCCUUUCAAGAAUGCAGCCUUUUUGUAAAAUGAAAAAUGUUAAGAAAUGAUAAGUUUGUUAUGUUUUGAUAUUUUCUUGCAGUUGUAUAUUUUUGUAAAUACACUAAUUAUAGGCAGCUAAACCAUUCAAAGGGAAGUAACUUAUAAAUUUAGUUACUUCAUUUUUAUAGAAUUUUUAAAUUCUUUACUUUUCAUACAAUAUUGUAAUAAAGUAGAAAAUAUUUGAAAACUAGCAAAAAAAUAAGUUAUCAAUUUGAGUAAUUUUCUUCAUAAAUAGAAAAAGGUAGCUAUUUUGUUUUGUUUUGGACUAUUUUUAAAAAACAUUGAAUGAUGGAAUCAAUGAAGUAACUAAAUGAAAAGUUGUAUUUUUAUGUUUUGUAUGUCUUGCUGUUGUGAAUUCUAUUUUCUGUAAUAUUCACCUUGAACUACAGAUAGCCAUAUAAAAUAAAACUCUAUAGGACAGCAAACUAUUUCAAUUUAACAUAUAUAUCUUAACAUAUCAAAUUCACACAUUGUUCACCCCUGUAAAUACAUUGUAGGUAGAUACAUUUUGUGAUUUUUUUUCAAUAAAAAUAUGUGACUAAA
Molecule: messenger RNA, 2525 nt
Organism: Mytilus californianus (California mussel)
Lineage: Eukaryota; Metazoa; Mollusca; Bivalvia; Mytilida; Mytilidae
Product: tissue inhibitor of metalloproteinase-like
Exons: 6
Coding region: 266-1033 (255 amino acids)
Biological process (GO): negative regulation of membrane protein ectodomain proteolysis; negative regulation of endopeptidase activity
Cellular component (GO): extracellular matrix
Molecular function (GO): metalloendopeptidase inhibitor activity; protease binding
Source: RefSeq, a predicted model, not a curated record